AUGGUAAUGGUGAUGAUGAUUCCUCAAGUAAUGCUAGACUCCUCUCCUUCUUCUUCAAAGUUGUGGAAAGAACUAGUUGGCAAGGAAACUGGUUUAGGGUGGAAUCCUAGCAAGCGCACUGUUGAUGCACCUGCCGAAUGGUGGCAUAAUAAGAUUCAGGUCAAUCCCGAAUAUGCAAAACUGUGUAAAAAAGUUCUUAAUCUUGAAUUGGAGGAGAAGCUAGAUAGAAUGUUUUCAAACAUUAUAGCCACUGGUGAACAUGCUUGGGCACCUUCUUGUGGGAACCUUCCAUCUCCAAAAGCAGACAUAUGCAAGGAUGAUGUCAUUCCACUUGAAGGCAGUGAUGAUUCGGUGGAUUUUACUCCAAUAGAAAGAAGUGGGGGUAAGGAAGGUGUUUCAAGGAGAGGGAAAAAAAGAUUGACUAAUGAAGCUGAAUUACAAGCUAAAGCAGAAAAGAAACCUAAAGGACCCACAUUGUUUUAG
This is a messenger RNA of Rosa rugosa (rugosa rose), 483 nucleotides long. RefSeq lists its product as uncharacterized. The transcript has 3 exons. Bases 1 to 483 code for a protein of 160 amino acids. Lineage: Eukaryota; Viridiplantae; Streptophyta; Magnoliopsida; Rosales; Rosaceae. The record is from RefSeq and is a predicted model, not a curated record.